Molecule: messenger RNA, 1450 nt
Organism: Nematolebias whitei (Rio pearlfish)
Lineage: Eukaryota; Metazoa; Chordata; Actinopteri; Cyprinodontiformes; Rivulidae
Gene: mdh2
Product: malate dehydrogenase 2, NAD (mitochondrial)
Exons: 1
Coding region: 140-1153 (337 amino acids)
Biological process (GO): tricarboxylic acid cycle; malate metabolic process
Cellular component (GO): cytoplasm; mitochondrion
Molecular function (GO): L-malate dehydrogenase (NAD+) activity
Source: RefSeq, a predicted model, not a curated record
ACGUACGACGUUUCUUCGACGCACUACAACUCCGCAGUCUUCCUGUUCGCUCGUGGCUAGAGGACGUUGGUGUCACGAAGGAGAGGGGCUCCUAAGGGAUUUUAUUUUGUUUUAAACUCCGUAAAGAAAUAAGAGCAGGAUGUUUUCCCGCGCAGUGAGGCCCUCGCUGAGCUUCGCUCGGAGCCUGUCCACCUCCUCGCGGAACAACGCCAAGGUGGCGGUGCUCGGAGCUUCAGGCGGUAUAGGCCAGCCGCUGUCCCUGCUGCUAAAGAACAGCCCCCUGGUGAGUCGCCUCUCUCUGUACGAUAUCGCCCACACGCCCGGGGUGGCCGCGGAUCUCAGCCACAUCGAGACCAGGGCUCAGGUGACCGGUUACAUGGGGCCGGACCAGCUGGACGCCGCUCUGCAGGGCUGCGACGUGGUGGUUAUCCCCGCCGGCGUGCCCAGGAAGCCCGGCAUGACGCGCGACGACCUCUUCAACACCAACGCCACCAUCGUGGCCACCUUGGCAGACGCCUGCGCCCGCACCUGUCCUGAGGCCUUGAUCUGCAUCAUUGCCAACCCUGUGAACUCCACCAUCCCCAUCACAUCGGAGAUCAUGAAGAAGCACGGCGUGUACAACCCCAACAGAGUGUUCGGGGUCACAACCUUGGACAUUGUCAGAGCCAACACCUUUGUGGCAGAGCUCAAGGGCCUUGACCCAGCUCGGGUCAACGUGCCAGUUAUUGGUGGUCAUGCAGGGAAGACCAUCAUCCCCCUGAUUUCCCAGUGCACACCUAAAGUUGAGUUUCCUGCCGACCAGCUGGCCGCCUUGACUGAAAGGAUCCAGGAAGCGGGCACUGAGGUGGUUAAAGCCAAGGCAGGCGCAGGGUCCGCCACGCUGUCCAUGGCGUACGCAGGCGCCCGCUUCACCUUCUCUGUCCUGGAUGCCAUGAAUGGCAAGGAGGGCGUGGUGGAGUGUGCCUUCGUCAGGUCUGAGGAGACGGAGUGCAAGUACUUCUCCACGCCUCUCCUGCUGGGGAAGAACGGCAUCGAGAAGAACCUCGGGCUGGGCUUGCUGUCCGCCUUCGAGGAGAAGCUGGUUGCUGAUUGCAUCGGCGAGCUGAAGGCUUCCAUCAAGAAAGGCGAGGACUUUGUGUCCAACAUGAAGUGAACAGAAAUGAUUUGUCUUAAAGCAUCAGAGUAACUUGAGAUCCGUCGGUGUUUCCUCCUCUUUGUUUUAGCAGUAGAAUCAUCUUGGUCGUUUUGUGAACGUGACUCGUCUGUAGGUGUACCGUGACUUUUAUUUUAUUUGCAAAUCUUUAAUUCAGAAAGUCAUUUCUGUGUUUUUGAAGAUGUUUCUGCUAAGUGAACAAGGAGGAAAUACUGUCUGCCUGCUAAUGUUAAAAAUGGUUAUUUUUGUUGCUGAUGAGCAAAAUAUUCACUCCGUCAAUAAACAAUUUAGCUUCAA